Messenger RNA from Maudiozyma barnettii, 2337 nucleotides. RefSeq names its product histone-binding protein SET3 (gene SET3). The coding region runs from base 1 to 2337 and encodes 778 amino acids. The transcript has a single exon. Gene Ontology annotation, molecular function: protein binding. Lineage: Eukaryota; Fungi; Ascomycota; Saccharomycetes; Saccharomycetales; Saccharomycetaceae. The record is from RefSeq and is a predicted model, not a curated record.
AUGUCUUCAAAUUAUCCAGACAAGAAAGACUCAAAAGGACAAGGGCAAUCUGAUCUAGAUGAUGCAUCCACAUUAUUGAUGUUUUCAAGUCGUAAGAAUCCACAAUCAUUACCACAAUCACAUCUCCCGCCUAGCACAAAUCUAACACCUGUUGUUGGUGUCUCCCAAGUAACUACCAACACGAACAAUGAUCAUAGAGAACAAAUAUCAUCAAAUAUAAACUAUAAUACUACUACUCUUGCAACAGAGCAUUCUCAUGCAAACCACGAGGGAUUUACUCAUUUGAAGUUGAGCCAACCGCCUUCUCGUAAAAGUUCAAAUCCUGCUGCAGUGGCAGCAGCGGCAGCAUUAGCUACUGCAGCAUCUGUCCCAUUCCCAUUGAAAAAACAUGAUACUGACGAAAUUACCAAAGAUGAAACUCCUGAUUCUAUGUCUUCAAAUCGUACAGAAAAACCAACAUUAGAACCAGGGAGCCCCAAGAAAUGGCCAGUAUUAGAUUCAUAUAUUGUAGAUCCGGAUUCAGGAAUUAUUACUUGUAUAUGUGGAUUUGAUGAUGAUGAUGGAUUCACGAUACAAUGUGACCACUGUUAUAGAUGGCAACACGCAAGUUGUUAUGGAAUAGAGGAUAUCAAUGAGGCUCCAGAACAAUAUCUAUGUAGUGCAUGUCAGCCAAGAAAGUUAGAUACGAAAACAGCAAGAGAGAGACAAAAGAGACAAAGAGAAUCCUUGUUAAAUAAAGUGAAAGGGAGUCCAGAUUCACAAGAAUAUAAGAAAAGGAAAACGAAUGAUGAUGAUGAGACUCAAUCUCAUCAUAAUUCAUCAACAAAUGAUACAACUAAAGAUACCGAUGCAAAGACUAAUUCACAGAAAACUGCCACUGUCAAUCAAAUUAUUUCUAUUGUUCCAGAUAUCCGAAAGAAAGAACAUUUAUUGCCACCCAAAGAAGCAUUUCCUUCUGUAUACCUAUCUAUAGAAGAGUCUCGUUACGAGGACAAAUAUGUCAAUCUUUUCAUCGAAAAGCACAAAAAUGAUGAUUGUGUAAUUCCUUACAAUUCUAUGCAGUUCAAAGCAAUACCCAUUGAUGUGAAAUCAUAUAAUGAAUCCAACAAUGCUAGAUAUUUCCCUGGAUUCAUGAAACUUGGCGUAUUUAUAACAGAUAGUUGUCAGAAGGACAAUUUUAUAACUGAAGUCGUAGGUGAUUUAGAUUUUCAAAAGAAUUAUUUAAUGGACCCAAGGAACCAAUAUAGAAUAUGGGGUACACCAAAGCGAAAGGUAACAUUUCAUGAAAAUUGGCCUAUCACAAUUGAUCAAAGAACAUGUGGUAACUAUACUAGAUUCUUACGUAGAAGUUGUGACCCAAAUGUUAGAUUAGCAACUAUUAGAUUAUCCGAUGGUUCUAUAAAAUUUGUUCUUCAAGCCAAACGAGCUAUUCAAGACGGCGAAGAAUUAUAUAUUGGUUGGCAAUGGGAUCUCAGACAUCCAAUUUUACAAAUAAUAAAUGGGACGAUCGAUUUUGAAUCGUUCGAUGAUACCGUAAAGUAUUCUCUGAUACACUCUGUUGAUACUAUCCUCAGUAAUUGCGAAUGUGGUUGUGGAAACAAUAGUAAAUAUUGUCAUCUUCUGAAAAUUAAAAAAAUUUCCCAGACUCUAGUUAAAUCUGUCAAAUCAAAGAUGAAUAACAGAUACAAAUUGAACCAAAUCCUAUGCCAAUAUCAACUGAAUACUAAGAAACGUAAGGGACCUAUUUUAAAUAGGUUAUCAAAUGAAAUUAGCAGGCGAAAGGAGCAAGACAUAAAUAUGUUGCAUACAAAUAUAUUGAACUUAUCAUACAGCGAUACCUCCAAGGUCAAUAACGGAAAGAAUGGCUUGAAUAAAACUAGUAAUAGUGAGAAAGAUAAGAUUAACAACAAUAGUCUUAUCGAAAAAAAUGUACAAACGAAGGAACCGUUUAUCCGUUCCCUAAUAAAGAAAGACUCUAUUAAUCCAAAUAUUUACAAGGGAAAGAAGGCCCUUGAUAAACUGUUAAGUAAUUAUGAUGACUUGGACGUUACCGAUAUUAAUAAACUACCAAUACCUGUUAAUUUACCUUAUGGAAAUCUUAUAUCUGAGGAAUUACCUGGAAAUACUAAUACCACUGUAGAUAUGCAAGAGGUGAGACCCGGAGACCACCAAGAUAAGAUAUCUAGUAACAUCAGUGAAAUUGAUACACCUAGAAGGGAUAUUUAUUCCAAAUUUAGGAAGCAAAUACUGGAACCUGGUUUAACACAAGACUCUCAUGCAAUAAAUUCAAAGAAGAAACUUUCGUUCGCAGAUUAUAGGAAAAAGUUACAAAAAUGA